ACAACUAAAAUAGAACAAUAACAAUUGAAGUAAUCGAAACGUAAAGUAAAUUUAUUGUCGCACAAUUUACUAAGAACGGAAUUCGCUAAAUAAACUAUAAUAAUACAGUAAAAAUAUGCUUUCGUUUUUCUCCAAGAAAAAACAAGACACAGAUUUUGCAGAAGAAGCAAUACAAGGACCUACGGAUUCUACACAAUCGAAUGAAGGUGGAGACGAUUUCAUUUUUAUAGAAAGAAAAACUUCAGACCUCGAUCCCACUAAAUUUUCAGCACAAGGUAUAGGAAUGUAUCCACCUAUACCUCCCGCAUUUGGAAUGGGCAGAUAUCCGGGGCAAGCAGUUUAUCCUCCUAUGACUAAUGUCGCCAGUGCAUCCGACAACGUGUCGCCAGUACCAUACGUACAAGGAGUGCCCUUCGAGUUAGCGCCGCAGCUUAGCUCAAAAAGUGAUUUUGAAGUAACUCAAUUGCAAGUUGACAGCAUUUUAGCGCUUUUGACCCGUCAAAUGUCGGUGGACGAAAAUGAAGAAUAUAAUUUUGCGCUGGAGCGAUCAAUACAAAACGAAUGUUAUUAGCUUAGUAAAUCGUUUAUAUAUUCGAUUUAUUUAGUUUUAAGAAAAUUAUAAAUGAAUAAAUUUAGUAAGACAUUAAAACCUUAA
Molecule: messenger RNA, 655 nt
Organism: Bactrocera latifrons
Lineage: Eukaryota; Metazoa; Arthropoda; Insecta; Diptera; Tephritidae
Exons: 1
Coding region: 116-571 (151 amino acids)
Source: RefSeq, a predicted model, not a curated record